GCAGCCACAAGCUCUGGCCCUUCACGAACUACUACGUCAAGAAAGUGGACGAUAUCGGGUGCAUGUUAACCAGUGUAUUAAUCCGCUGCAGCCUCAGUCAUACGCAGGUUCCCGAGCUCGUUGGAUGCUGCCGUGAGUGUCGUUCACCAACGGACGGUGUUGGACACAAGACAGUACGCUCAAAAGCAGUUGCUUACGGGUAAGGAUCUGGCAGACAGCUAGCUAGCUGCUGUGCAAACCUCGCACCGGUAACCGGUGUGACUGAUGGUAGUCGGUCCUGUCGCUGAUUGUACCGUACAAAGCGGAUGGGCCCCAUGCCCCAUAAGCGACGAUGGCUAAUGUGUGGAAAAUCACUCCAACCAACGCGGGUGGUUCGUUGAGCAGUUUGCGCGCGUGACAGAUGAUGCCUUGCUGUGUCGGUUGCGGAAGCCAGCAAGCCAGCGUAUGCGGUCCGUGUGCGGUCCAGUGUAACCAAGUUUGGGCGUUCUGCUUCCGCGUGUAGCACUCUGGCGAAGGAAAAUGUGUCUUGCAAGAUAUUUGCUACCCAUCGUACGUACGUGCAGUGAAAAGCGACGCUCCCGGUGCGUAAGUGCGUGGUGGUAAACGGCAGGGAGGCUUUUUCGGCGAAGGUGACAUAAUUCGUUGGUUGAGCACAACUGUGAGUAGAAAGUGUGUAAGUGGGUUUUCUUGUGUGUGUGUUUCGGGGUGAAUGUGGUUCUUUUUCCUAUGGCGCUUAAAGUUGUGUAAAAUGUGCGCUAUAUUUAAUACCAGCUGGUUCUACUUGGCUUAAAAAGAGACAUUAAACAAUCGUACAAAAAAGUGUCCUAGUGUGAAUUUUACCAGCGUUCUAAGUGCUGUUGAUUGCCCGUGCAGCUAAGGAAGGAUGCUGUGUUGAAGGAAGUGAACGUGUAAAGAAAGAAAAUAGCCACUAAACGGUUUCGGGUAGGAAAGUUGUUGCACUCGAAGCAAUCAGCAGUGUUGGUCCCCGGUGGUGCACACAAGAACAACUCAGACAACGGGCGGGAUAAAGCAAAUAAUGUUGCCGCUGUAAUGGAUCUGAAGGCUGGUAAACAUCUAGUAGCACCAGCGAUAAAUAAUAUCAGUUGCACCCACAACCGGUUCGCCGGCCACUUCUUCCACCAGAUCGGCCCGUUCGAUGUGCUGCAGGCACUGUUUAUCGUGCUGCUAACGUUUCUGGUUAUCAGCGCGAAUCUGAUGGUGAUACUGGUAAUCAACAGCCGCCGCUAUGCCGCCUACAUCCAUCCACAGCCCCGCUACCUGCUGACGUCGCUGGCCCUCAACGAUCUGGCCAUUGGGCUGCUGAUCAUACCGUUCAGCGCCCUACCUGCCUUACUACACUGCUGGCCUUACGGGGAAAUCUUCUGCCAAAUUCAGGCACUACUACGAGGAGCUUUAUCACAACAAAGUGCUGUUAUAUUGGUGUGCAUGGCAGUCGACCGCUAUCUGUGCGUGCUACAUCCACGGAUAUAUCAUAAGCGAUCCAGUAAAAAGGGCUGUGUUGCGGUUUUAAGCGUUACGUGGAUAUUAUGUUUAACCUGCUAUGGAAUGUUGGUGCUUCCCAAAGGUUAUUACUUCAACAAAACGGGCCUGUUGGCAUGCGAGCCGUUCUACAGUAAAUCAUCCUACCGGAUCCUGUCCAGCUGUGCGCUCUACUUUCCCACCACCAUGGUCCUGAUGUACUGCUACGGCUCAAGUUUCCACGCGAAUCGAUACCGUCUGGCGACACCGAGUGCUGCAUCGCUGUCGCUGAACGUGUCGAACGGGUGCGGCAAUGGUGGGGCCGCCGGCGCCGGACCGGUCCGCCUGCAGGACACUGCCGAGGGCCGGCGGGAAGCGGACCCGGCCGCCACCACGCUGACGGCUAAUGGUUCCGGUCUGGAGCAUCACUCCUGCGACGGGAAUACGCUAACGGGCAUCACCGCCAUCACACCGAUGUCGGUCUCCUUCUCCGAGAAGCCUCAGUUUGCAACGGAGGAGGAGGACGACCCACAGAUACAUGGUUCGACGUCGCGAACUAUGGCAGCAAUAUCAUUAGGUUUUAUAGUCAUAGUCACCCCCUGGACGAUACUGGAGAUAGUGGCCACGUGCACCGGCUCAAAGAUACCACCAGCGAUUGAUUUCUGCGUCACUUGGAUAGCUUUAAGUACUAGUUUUUGGAACCCUUUUAUAUACUGGCUGUUGAAUGCGAGAUUUCGAAAGAUUUGCAAAGACCUCUUAACGUCAAAGUGCACCGGAAGCAGAAGUUCGUUGGAGGAAAAAUGUAGCAUAAGUCUAGAGUAUGACCAUCAGCUAACAUCACUGCCAUUGCCGCCGGGACCACCGCCGGCCACAAUCUGCCGGUCGGCCAACCAGACGCCCCGCCGGGACGUCGAGUGUUCGGAAAAGUAUUGGGGCGACAUUCUCGAGCGUACCUUCAGUACCGGCAGCAUCAACACGCUGCACCGCCUGGGCAACAGUUCGCUGCCGUACGUGAACCGAGCGCCGGCCACCCAGCUGGCAGCGGUGCAGUAUCGCUGCGAAGCCCAUCAGCACCUGAUGCGAAACGCGAGCAGUACGAGCAUCGGCCGGGAGCGCCACGGGACGGCCGGCCCGCACUACAAGGACGGUGCAAACAAGGACGGGUCCGACUUUGGCGUACUGUACGCGCCCGGUUCGGAUCCGCAGGUAUGUGAUCACGAGCUGCACGACAUCAACUGUGCCAAGAACAAGGCGUUCUUCCGUGGCUUCAACCUACACCAGGGACUGCCGGAUAUCUAGUAUUACCGGGACUUGUGGUUUCGCUGGUUGUGGGUGUAGGGGAAAUCGUAGGCCCGUGCGCCCUGCGUUCGGACGCGCUCGUGGAGGCACGCUCGACAGGACGAGACUAUGCUGUUGUGUUUGUAGCGCUUUAAGAACAGGGAUCAAGUGACAUUUUGUUGUAUUUUCGUUAGAUUAUCUACAGCGCUUAAGAACAGUUCCACAAAGUUCCUCCUUUGCAAAGAUUCGUUUAAACGGUGUAAGCCUGGAGAAUCACAAAGAAUGAAGUGCAAAUGUUUAUUUAUGUCCUUGUCUGAGGAACUUCUUAAAUGUUCCUGUAUCGUCAGUGACUAAGCAGAGGAAAUCUAAAUACGUUAUGAAAUCGUUUAAAAUUAAAAAAAAUGGAUAUAAUCAUUUGCAAAACUGUUUAUUGCUUCGUUACAACCAACACACCGAUGCGAUAAUAAACGAAACGUCUGUUUAUGGGCACACCGGAAAAGAAAGCCCGCAUACAGGUGCUAGAAUGUGAAGCGUUAACAUAGGGAUAAACAGUCGUCGAGCAAUGUAAGAUGUAAGAUGUAAGAGGUUAGAACUAACAACACACUAGUGCAGAAACUGAACGUAAUUAGAAUAGCCCUAGUGGAUAGCCGGUAGCCGAUAUAGUAUUGUAAAAGUGAAACCGCGUUGAACAUAAAUAAAACAAUCGAGUUUUUUACGGGAUGACCAAUUUA
Anopheles gambiae (African malaria mosquito) is the source of this 3488-nucleotide messenger RNA. RefSeq names its product 5-hydroxytryptamine receptor 1. The coding region runs from base 1051 to 2778 and encodes 575 amino acids. The record is from RefSeq and is a predicted model, not a curated record. Lineage: Eukaryota; Metazoa; Arthropoda; Insecta; Diptera; Culicidae. Gene Ontology annotation, molecular function: corazonin receptor activity. Gene Ontology annotation, biological process: neuropeptide signaling pathway. Gene Ontology annotation, cellular component: membrane. The transcript is spliced from 8 exons.